Messenger RNA from Scutellospora calospora, 420 nucleotides. The record is from the annotation of a GenBank genome assembly. NCBI's taxonomy places the organism in Eukaryota, Fungi, Glomeromycota, Glomeromycetes, Diversisporales, Gigasporaceae.
AUGUCUUUACCUGAAUCCUCAAGUAAUUUAUCUUCUGUUGAUUAUUCCUCAGAUGAAUUUGAAAAAAUAGAAUCUUCAAGUUUAUAUGAUCAGUUACAAGAUCUCUUUUAUGAUGGAAGAGAUGAUAAUGAAACUAUUAUUAACACAGUUUUUGAUUUUAUAAGAUCAAAUCCUGAGAAAUAUGGAUUUGAUAUUAAUUGGUGGUCUGUGAUUAAUGAUUUGAAACCUCAAUAUGAAUUAGAAGUAAAAGAUGAGAUUUAUCGUUAUUCAUCUGUACUUGAAUAUUACAACACUAAUGAUGAGUUAAAGAAAUAUGAAGAAUCAGAUAAUUUUAAUUAUAUUGUUAAUCGUGAAGCUAUGCGACUAUAUAGAGAUUCUGAACGUCAAAAGAAAAUUUUACAAGAUAUUAAAAUUGAAUAA